AUGCAUGCCUUGCCAGAUGCCGGCUUGGCCGUGGUGACUUCCUUGCACGACCGCGUAGUCUUCAGUUUGUUGUUCAGCGCCUGUGCCGGAAGUUACUUUGGUGAGGGCAAAGCUCCUCAUCUUGAUUUGACAAGUGACAGGGCCUUAUUUGUGAGACUGGCGCGAAAGAAGCACUUGAAGUUUCAAACACCCCACAAGCUGGGCAACCACAAGAAGCGGGCCGCAAACCAACAGUCCCAGAAUGAGGCCAAAGAAAUUGGCCCCCGGUCAGUGAAGCGACCCAAAGCUUCACAUGCCCUGUCAGCGGAAAGGCGGUUGCUGGGCGUCGAUUCUGAGUCCGAGGAUGGAUCCAACAACAGUGAGGCGAGUGGCUACAACACCGAUGCACAGGAAGAACACCGUCUGGAAACUUGGCAAGGCCAGAACUGGCAGAUUACUUUGACCCAAGAAGCUUUGCCAGAGUUUAACGAGGAAGCCAAAGCAGAGCCCCCUCCAGUCUCACAUGUUCAAGCCCCUCUCAGGAUCAAACCGGUCUGCUCUGCAGAGGUGACACAUGCAAAAGCAAUCCGCCAGCGAAGGAGUGAAGCAUGGGGCGUAUUUCAUUUGGGGCCCAUCUACAGACAAGGUGUGCAAACAGGCUAUGGAGCUAUCUGUGGCUUACAUAGCAAUUUAGAGGACGGGCCAGGAAUCUAUUGCAGAAAAGCUUUGACAACAUCCGAGCUUUCCGAGGAAGACUGCCGGCUCCGUCUCGAACGUUGGCUUCCAGCCGGGUUGCAAGACAGUGAUUGGCCUGAGGGGCAGGGCCGCUCAAUGCACCUGUCUUUGGGCGGCCUGCGCCUGGUAGAUUUCAGCUCGGGCAAGCCAGUUUCCGAGAGUUGGAUCCAAACUAGUUCCAAGCUGCCAUGGAGCCGGAUCCACUUCCCCUCAGUGACUCCAGCAGUUACUAGCAAUGAGCCUGCUAGAGCGCGCCGUGUCAAGAAGAGACAGGCCGCCAGCACAGCUGGCGGAAGUGAAGUGUUUCCGAUUUCAAUUGAGUACAGCAAGCCUUGUGAGUGGCGUGAGUGGCGUGAGUGGCUCAGAGGGCGCUUUCUAUGUCAUGGAAGCGCUUUCCAGCGCAUACAGCCUUGGCAAGGAGACCUGCGGAUGCCGGCUCUCCAUGAAGCACUUUUCUCAUGCGAGAGCAACAAGGACAAACAGCGAUGGAUCCAAGCGGCUCUAAAUUGUGGACCUUUGAUGCCAGCCCUCAGCCCUUUGAAAUCGGCUUGUGAAAGCAGUGACGGGGAAAGCGAGCUGCUUCAACUUGGCUACAUCUUCCAGGACAUCGAGACGCUGGGCGGCUGUGAAGCUCAUUGCGUGGUUCAUGGCAAGCUUUGCCCAGUGCCUGGCUGUGACCUUUUGGUCAUUGGGUCCUCCUGCGAAGAUUUAAGCAAGGCCAAUCCAAAGAAGGAGACACAAAAGUUCGUGUUCCAGCAGAGCAAUUCAUUGGGAAGCUCAGUGCAGACUUACCACGGUUUUACCAGCUAUGUUGCGGUUCACUCACCUGGGCUGGUGAUGUACGAAAAUGUGGGUGGGCUUGGGGAGCAAAUUGGGGCACAUGCCCAAUCCAACUUGGAUGUCUUGAUGCAAACCAUGAAAGAAUUGGGCUAUACCGGCCAGCCUUUGCGAACGGAUGCUUCGUCCUUCGGCUUGCCGGCCAGAAGGUUGAAACCUUUUCUGGAGGAGAGGAAAGAGAAGAGCGCCAAGGCUGCAUCGAAGAGCCCCAAGUCUUCCGGCAAUUGGGCAGACCAACACAUGAAGUUUGCAGAAGCUGAAGGGUUGCGAUGGGGACAGCCAUACCCUCAAGAACUCAAGUUGAAUCCGUGGUUUGAAACCUUGACAGCCAGGGAACAGGACGUGCUGGCUUUGUCCAGGGCGCAAGCCCCGGAUGCUGGCUUCAGAAAUGUUUCCCAAUCGCUUGGACGGGUGCACACUGCCAGCUGGUGCAAAGAUACCAAGAAGCGUGUUGCCCCAACAAUGCUUCCAGGUCAGCUGCUCUUUCUCGAGCUGGUUAAGCCUCCAAGAUUGAUGUUGGAUCAAGAAGCCCUUUUGUUUCAAGGAUUUCCAGCACCUCAGUUUCUGAAGCUGGUAGAGACGGAAGGCAUCGAUGUCUACGAAUGCUCUGCUGCGGCAAGCGGCUCAGUCCGAAAGCGGUCUGGCCCAGGAAGGAAGUGGCUGACAGAAAGCUUGACGGCUGACCUUGCAGGGAAUGCCAUGGCUCUGCCAGUGUUGCUUGCGAUUGUGCAGAGUGCUGUGGCCUCCCUGCUGUUCAGACCUGAUUCCCGAGCGUCCACACGGGAAGAAACAGCCGAUGCUCUCUCUGCAUUGGGAAUCUUCGCUGAUUUGUGA
Cladocopium goreaui is the source of this 2385-nucleotide messenger RNA. The record is from the annotation of a GenBank genome assembly. NCBI's taxonomy places the organism in Eukaryota, Dinophyceae, Suessiales, Symbiodiniaceae.